This is a messenger RNA of Ambispora leptoticha, 477 nucleotides long. The record is from the annotation of a GenBank genome assembly. Lineage: Eukaryota; Fungi; Glomeromycota; Glomeromycetes; Archaeosporales; Ambisporaceae.
AUGGAUGUGACUGGAAAAAUAGUUUUUCAUUCGUUACUUCGUCGUAAAGAUGUUUGGUUUUUGGAUGUGAGUGACUUAGAUGCGAUGGAUCCUGAUGCUGUAUUUCAAUAUGUCGCCCAUCGAUCACCACCACAAGCUGAUCUGGUGUUGACUCGAGUACCCGAAUUAAGACAUUUAGUUUAUGUAAAACAUGACGAAGAGGGAAGACCGUAUCCAAUUAAAAUGCGAAAUGUGGUAAAAACACCCACGAAGAAGAAACAAAUGUCGGGCAAAUUACAAGAAGAAAUUAUUCAGGAGGAAGUCAUGAAUGAGGAAAAUACAACAACUGAAGAACAUUUCCAACCGAUAAAUGCCCAAAAAGCACCCGAGAAUACAACUGUGGUGACAAAAAGUCGUUCGUUUUGGGAUCUGUUUCCAAUAUCAUUAAUUAAGACAACAUCACAAUCCGCUCCGUCCGCCGCAUCUUCCACUUCAUAA